This is a messenger RNA of Podarcis lilfordi (Lilford's wall lizard), 12377 nucleotides long. NCBI's taxonomy places the organism in Eukaryota, Metazoa, Chordata, Lepidosauria, Squamata, Lacertidae. The record is from the annotation of a GenBank genome assembly.
GACCUGUGCAUUUUUUUUAAAAAAAGCAACAACUUUGCAUAACACACACACACACACACACACACACACACACACACAAUCUUUGUGCUGUAGCAGCCAAUGGAAACAGAGGAGAAGCAGGAGUCUAGAAAUUUUGCCUGCCAUUUGCUCAAGUUCACAGGGAAGCAAACUGCUACCAGAAACCAGGUGGGUCAGAAUUAAGUGGCUAAUAACAAAGUCUUCAUUAGGGUGUUGGAAGUCUGAGGACAUAAUGUAAUAUAAGUCUGCUUGAUCAGGCCAAUGGUCCCUCUAGCUCAGCAUCCUUUCUCACAGUGACCAAGGGGAUGCCUGUGGGGAACUGGCAAGCAGCACAUGAGGGCAAGAGCACUCUGCCUACCCAUGAUUCCCAGCAGCUGGUAUUCCGAGGUAUAUGACCCCUGACCAUUGUCAUAAUGGCUAGCAGCCAUUGAUCGCCUUGCUCUCCAACAUAUGUGCCAGCUCCUAGGGGGUGAGGCAGUUUUAGCCACCCCGAUGGUAUUUUUGAGGGUGCCAGGCCCCCUCAAUGUUCAGAAGGCAUUCGGCUCUGCCCCCGGCUCCUCACGAUGCUGCGUUGGGCCCCCGCUAUCAACUUGAAAAGAUGGUGUCUCAGAUCUCCAUGGAUUUGUCCUUCGAGAGCUGAGGCACCAUCUUUUAAAGCCUCUUUAAAGCCUUAAAGCCUCUUCUAAAGCCAUCCAAGUUGGUGGCCAUUGCUGCCUCCUGUGGGAGGUAGUUCCCAAGUUUAACCAUGCGCUGCCUGAAGAAUUAGCUUCUUUUAUUUGUCCUGAAUCUUUCAACAUUCCCCUUCAUUGGAUAUUGAUGAAGUCUUAUGAGGGAUGGAGAAAAACCUUUCGCUAUCUGUUUUCUUCAUACCAUGCAUUAACUUCCAUCAUGUCUCCUCUGACUUGCUUUUUCUCUAACCUAAAAAGUCCCUUUUCCACAUAGGGAUGUUGAUCUAUCCCCUUGGCCAUUUCGGUUGCCCUCUUCUGGAUCUUUUCCAACUCUACAAUAUGCUCUUUGACCAGAACCUUCUGUGCUGUUCUAAAUGCAAAUUCUUGGCAAUGGUGUCACUGUUGCUUACUGGGAGGGAGAGGGGAAAGGGUCAGGUGAUGGGGAGGUCAUGGCUGCCUAGUCUAUAUGUUGGGAGCACUGGAUUGGAUCCACUGGUGCACCUGCUGUUAGGAUGCUGUUGGCGGCUCCCGGCUGGUUGCCCAGGAAAGUAUAAGACAAGGAAAAGUUUCUUACAGGCUUCCGGGUUGGCGCCUCUGACAAUGGCGGAUUUCCUCCGAUCGGGAGGAAUCCGCUCCGUGGAAAAAAGGGUCUGAAGCACCACAGCGAGGCGGAGACCCAUCAAAAACCACAGGUGGGAAAAGCCUGUGGACGUGGGAUUCGGCUGGCACCUUUUGCGCCUCCCCUACUCGCGGGGAAACCUGGUUUCGGGGAUCCGGAGCGACGUGGGGUGAAUGGCACGGUGCUUUGAAUCGACUGCUCUUUUCACAGAGUGAAGCCGCAUUGCUGUUGCCGGAGAGCGCUGACUUUUUCCUGUGGACAAUUGGAUCUUAAAUAACUGUCUGAGUAGAACGGAAAAUUGGAUUAAGAAAUUUCUUUUAAUUUGGCACUGAAGCGGGAAGGUCUAAACAGGAAGUCCGCCUUCCGCUUUUGUAGAUAGAUUAAAGCAAAGACACGGCAAGCUAGAGUUUAGAAAGUCAUCUGUAAAGGAUCAAUUUUCAUCAUUUAAAAUUACUGAACCCCCCUUGGAAGCAGGAGAAGAGGGGGGGAACUUUUUCUGGACUGUUUAAACCUGCAGAAGAGAGAGUAAAGAAAAGCAAUUUUCCACCGUCUUGAACCUGGGAGCGGGGUGUCAGGACAGACUUCCUUGGGAAGUUCAUUGACUAUAGACAAACGUUUUUGACAGAUAGUUAAAAGAGAAACAUAUUGAUUCCAUUGUUCCCCUUCGCAUCUAAAAGGAACAAAAUAUUGACAAAAUAUCUGAAAAAUGAAACUUUGUUGUUAGAUCUGCUUUUUUUUAAAAAAAAGAAGAACAGAUGGAUACAAAUAGAAGCUUUUUCCCCUAGAGGGAGUUUGCGAAACUGUUACUAAAUUUGAACUGGGGAGCUUUGCAGCUGCAAUAGAUUAAGAUCGUGGGAUCAGACUUUGACCUUGCACAAGAAUGUACUCGGAGGCUCUGGUGCUUGCCUUCUGCAAGACAAGUGCUCUAUUGGAACAGCUACAUGAGAAGACGGAUUUGAUGACUGUUGCGAUUGGAAAUUUUGGACAGGCAGUGGGUAUCUAUAUAGAACCCACACAGGAAUUAAUCCAGGAGUGUGCUCUGACAGAUCAGAUGAGGGAGGAGGUUGUUGCUGGACCUCGGGAGGCAUAGAUGGAGGGAACUGUGGCCCAGCAGGAACAUGAGUUGUUGGAUCUGAUGAAUGAACCUGGAAAAAGCCAGAUUUGGAGAGAUAGAGUCUUGUUUGGUUUGGAGAUGGGGGGCUGGAUAGACCCCCCUAUGCAGGGAUGUUUUGACCUUUCAAGUCUGACUUUGGGCCGGGAGGAGUUCAGAGUUGUGGGGGCCCUUAACUUUGGAGGGACCUUGAAACAUGCUUUUAAAUACCACAUGGAGUUCAGUGUUGACUAUGGAAAAGGGGCUGAUCUGUCGAGAAGGGACAAAAAUAUCGUCAAGCUGGAGUCUCCACGAAUGAAAGGAGCAGAAGACAAAGUAAAGUACAGGUAUAAAUAUGAAGAAGACCUGCGGAAGGGACAUGGAAGAGAUUUAAGGGCCUCGGACAUAAGGUUACCGGGUUGAUGAACUAGAUGGAUGGGAUAGAAAGGACUGACAAAACCCGAGACCAGGAGGAAGAGACGUUGGAAGAAGAUUGGAAGAAAGUUUUAAAAAAAAUAUUUAGGAAAAAUUUUGUAAAAUUAAUGAGUAUUAGAAAAAUGUUGGAACAAAAUUAUUUGUCUUUAGCAGAAAUGUUAAAAAGAAUUAUGUAAGAAUAUGUUAUGGUUAUGAGAAAUUGGUAUAAAUAAGAUUUAAGUUUUAAGUUUUAGGGUUUUUUAUGGUAAGAUAAGGUUAAAAUAGAUCAAAGUAAUUUAAUGACAGAAUAUUAUGAAAGAUGGAAAGGAUUUGCUGAGAUAAUUAACAACUAGAAUACAAAAAAGGGAGGUGUGAGGAAGUCGAUGAAAUAAGGUAAUGACAGUUAAGGAUUUGAGAAUACUGGAUCUGUUUCUUAAUUUUUUUUUGUUUAUUUUUGCUUUUUGAUUUUGAUGUAUUAUGUGCUUUGCUUUUGCUUUUUGAUUUUGAACUGUUAUUUGUUUUUUCCUUUUUUUUCUUUGUUUUUUUUUUGUAAUCUUAAAAUUUUCAAUAAAUAUUAUUAUUUUUUUUAAAAAGGAAAAGUUUCUUACAGUCCUUUUCUAUAUCAGUAUUUAUAGAGAGAGGCUAUAGAACCCAGCCUCUUGGAUAAUGGCAGUGUCUCAAUUGAAUUUCCACCCCCCACCCAUCUCUCCCGCUUCCUCAUUCGUCAUUCUCAUCAUCUCUCCCACAGGUGCUGCUAAGCGUCCUCUGUCUUUGAGCUCUUUGCUCUCCUACUUUUAAGGCUUGCCAGGUUCUGGGAGAUGGAGGGUCUGGAAUACUUUCUAAUGACAACAUGUCAGCCAGGUGUUGCUUUGGCUCUCCUAUGAUUUCCCAACUUUCCCUCUCAUCUGCCUCUGAGCUGUGACCUCCCUCAAACCACUGUUGUAAAUCUAUACUGUCUUCCUCUUCCUCCUUCCUGGAAGGGUCAGGAUGGGGAGGCAGUCUCCACCAUUCCUCCUGUGCCCAGUCCCUGAUACCUGCACAGUUCUGAGCUCCCUGCCACCUUGGUCCUCACCCUCUCCCUCCUGGUAAGCAGCAUUGACGCUGCUGCUGAGGAGUUAAUAUUAUGGCUGUGUCUCAAGUGGCUCCUGUCUGAAAGUCAAUGAGCAUGCACAGAGUGCCUGUCUCAGACUACUCAAUAACCACAAUGUAUUGCAUACAAACUAGGGAGCAGAGUUUCAAAGUUGGAGCUGGGAGUCUUCCAGGCUGCAGGGUCAUUAGUUAAACUUAUGGAACUCUUCAAUGCAAGGUAAAACCAAAUGUGGAGGCCAAAUACUUAUCACAACUUUAAGAAAUUCUGGACAGUUGUGUGGCACUUCUGAACAUUCAUUAAGUGGGUUUAAAAAUGUAUAAACUAUAGCAGCCCGUGUGUCUGAGAGCAUAAAUCUAAGCGCUGACUGACUGAAGUUGGAUAGAAACUUCCACUGCAGGCUUAUUAGCACAUAAUUGUCUGUUAUGGGUGUUUUAUGUCUUCCACUGAUGCAUCUGCUAGACGCUACUGUCAGAGAUGGGUUAUUGCUCUAGAUAGAUUAUUGCUUUGAUCCAGUAUGUAAAUUACUAUAUUCUAUGGCAAUCUCAUGCUCUUCCUCCUAUUUCUGCCUCCGCUGCUGACCUUCCUGUCGUGAUGCAUAACAGUAGGAUGACAACAUGGCUAUUUCCCACUUCAUUUUUGCCCUUAAUGCUUAAUCUAAUCUAUCAGGAAUUGCUCAGAAACAGUCAGUAGUGAUUUUGUCCUCCUUCCGUUCUGAACUGAAAGAAGCUCAGUGUAUUAUUUCUGCUAUACUUUGGGAGGUUCAUUCUAAUAACCCAAGUACCUAUGUCUGACCACAAGUUGCAAUGGAAAUAGUUGAAAACGCACCAGGACAAGGGCCCCCAUUCUGUGGUUCCUGGAAGAAUACAGCAUAUUUGUGGAUUUGUGGCUGAAGAUGACAGACGGCACAUCAAUCACAUUCACUAUCUAGCAUUCACUCUGCUGGAAACCCAGCCAGAUGGACAGGGUAUAAAUAAAAUUAUUAUUAUUAUUAUUAUUGCUUUUUUAUUUCUUAGAUUGAUUUUUAAUGUAAUAGAAUUUGGGAUUCAAAUUGUAAUACAAAUGUAAGGAAUAAAAGAAGCAGUAUAAAGACAGUUAAAAAUCAUAUAGCAUCUAUGCUACAAUCAGGAAAACAACAACAUUAAGUGGUCCACCAAGACUACAAUUGUCAUUGUCAAGUGGUUCAUGAGGGAAAACAUUUGGGAACCAGUGCAUUAGAUGAAGGAGGGAGGAGGAAGUUAAUCACCAGCUCCACCACUUGGCUUCCUGGAGGCAUCUGGUCCUUAACCUCCUCCAUCAGAUCAUGCAGAUGCCACAACCUUGCCUAGUCCCAGGAUGCAGAAGCUGUUGCCCCCAGUUGUUGCUGGAGUACAACUUCCAUCAUCCCUGACCUUUGGCCAUGCUGACCAAGAUCAGUAAAAGGACCAAUAUAAACAACAAUAAACACUGGUUGGUAAAAAGAAAUCCACAUUUCAAAGCCUCUUUUGAAUACUACAGUUUUGAAAAGAGGUCUAAGAGGAGGCAGGGAUGCUUCCUGCUGGAUCUCUCCCAGCUAAGAGUUCCAUAGGGCAGAGUUUGCUGUCUUGAAGGCACAGUCUCUGGUAAUGACCAACCAAACCUCAGGGGCACAGGGGACCAUUAGAGGUGCCCCAUCAGAGGAUCCGCAUGAUCAAGGUGAAGCCUAAGGAACUAUGUGGUCCUUAAGAUACUCGGGACCCAAUUUGCUUAGGGUUUUGUGAACUAACCUUUAGCAAACUGGCAGCUAGAGCACCUGUGUCAGCAGAGGGAUAACAUGUUGCCAGCAUCCUGCUCUAGCAAGCAGUAGGGCUGCUGCAUUCUGCUGCUUACUCCUGAAUUAUAAGGGGAGAAAUCCCUUCUCUUUGACAUACUUAAAGUAUUGGGCUAUUGGGCUGCAUAUUUUUAACAUUCUUAUCUUCCUCGCAGCUUUUAUUCAAUCUUAUGCCUGCUGUUUCUUUCCACCCUUCAGGUUCCGUUCAUUGUGCUACACUUGAGGUGAGGCAUGCAAUGAAUGGUAAAUAUAGCACUUAACCGCUGUUUGCAAGUUAUUCAUUUACAAUGCCGCUAUUUAACUGUUAUGGUGGUAGAGCACAUGUGCUGCAUGCAAAAAGUCCCUGGUUCAAUCACCAACUAGGUCUAGGAAAGACUGAACCGAUGCCCAUCAGUUUGACCAUCGGUGGGGAACCUUUUAUAGCCUGUUCAAGGAGGCUUCCAGGCAGACAAAAGCAGAAAAGAAGGAUGCGGAGCAGGGACACUGUGGGGAGAUGCCUGGAAAUAAGGGGUGUUCCUUGGAGCAGGGAUAUUGGCUGGAUUCAGCCCCAAGAAGCCCUGGGCCUGAGAUUCCUUAUUACUUGGAUGAGACAAUGGUAAACAAAGCUUUUAUUAUCAAUUAGCAUAUCCUCCAAGUGUCCUGAUUUUCCAGGGAUGGUCUUGGAAUGACAAAAGCUGCCCCAGCUUCUGUGAUUUGAUCCCUAUUUCCGCCACCAAGCCUGGGGAGGAGGAUAAGCCAGCGCUUGUCCCGAGAGGUGGAAGUGAGGGAGCAUCCCAUGACCUUUCCAUGGCUGCUGCUGCCGGCCUCCUCACCCUUGGACAGCUUGUGGUGUAGUGGUUAAGAGCGGUGGACUCGUAAUCUGGUGAACCGGGUUCGUGUCCCCGCUCCUCCACAUGCAGCUGCUGGGUGACCUUGGGCUAGUCACACUUCUCUGAAGUCUCUCAGCCCCACUCGCCUCACAGAGUGUUUGUUGUGGGGGAGGAAGGGAAAGGAGAAUGUUAGCCGCUUUGAGACUCCUUAGGGUAGUGAUAAAGCGGGAUAUCAAAUCCAAACUCUUCUUCUUCUGGUGAGGAGGAAGAGAGGCUGCUGCUGCUGAGGUCCAAACCCACAUGAUGCGCUGGCUCUGAGAGGCAGGAAGAAGGCAGGGCUGCCAUGGGCGGGAGAAAGCGGGAAUGGAACGCAAGGAGUCUUGUUUUUUUUCUAAUAAUAAUAAUAAUGCUUUGUUCACCCAUGUGUAAUCUUGCCCCUUUCUGAAAUUUAUUUAUUGGUGUGUGUUUUUCUUUUUUGUUUAUUUAACCAAAGAAUGAAAUAAAAUAAAAUAAGGAUUAAGGGGUUUUCUCAAGACAUUGGAAGGCAUGUGUGCUGUGUCUCAUUGGUGCAGUGGUAAUGGCUCUGUGGGGGGUGGGGGGCUCAAGGAGGGCCAGUUGGGCAGGGGGGGAGUGAGAAAUGCCCCUAUUUUCACUGGAGGAAUGUUGGAGGGUAAGGAUUAGGCCUGGAUUAGGCACAGCAUAUUCACAAACUUCUCCAACCAAGCCACCCAUCUGAAUCAGGUCUCCAGGAGCUGGCCUCCUGGGUCAUAGCUGUUUCUCUUAUAGGGACUGUAUGCCAGAUCCUUAGUUGAUGAUGCAUAUAUUACACCUCCGGCAUUGACAAUCCUGAGCUAGAAGGAGCAAUAUGAUGACUCAAUACAAGGCAAUCCUCUGGCCUCUCACCCCUCCUCAGUUGCCUAAGAUUGAUUCAUUAGGUGUCUCAGGGCGAUUCACACAUGCUUGUUCAUCAGAUCACAGCUGCAGUAUCCUAUGAUGACUUGCCAGAGUCAAAAAGCCAUUACUGGAGAGACACUACAAACAGAGGUAUCAAAUGGCUUCUCAUCAGUUCAAACACAGUCCUUUCCAGUGGAGGUAAUUCACACACCCAGUUGUAAAUCAUCAAGUGACAGUUUUAAGUUGAUGAGACAUUGAGUGAUCUAUGCAUGUGUGAAUCAGCUCCGACAAAUGUCGGAUAUAUACUUGGUUCUCUCUCUCUCUCUCUCUCUCUCUCUCUCUCUCUCUCUCUCCAGUUCGUUAUUUAAAAAUCUGCUUUCUCUUUCUUGACUUGGGCCUACCAUGCCAAAUUUGAAAAUGCCUGGAUGCUAAAUGCUCCUUUGAAUCAUGAUUAUUGGCUAUUCAAAGUUCCUGCUGUAAAAUUGGUCACCAAAGUGGCUCCGUGUUCAAACUGCUGCCUGAAUGAGUAAGCCUUUGUUAAUUACUUCUGCCAGGCACUAAUUUAGUUUCAUAAUAAAUGGUUCUCAGCUCUUGGCCUGAAAUUUACUUUCCAUUAACUUUGUUUGUAUUGCAAGUGUUUGAAGUGCUAAAACUUUUUUUUCUAUUUAGGCCACUAUAUAUUGGAAGUGACUAAACUAUUUACAUCGGCAUAUAACCUUGCUCUUUGCUUAGCUGUAAUUCAGUAGCUUUUCAUGCUGUGAUGAAGAGUUCAGCAUAACUCCAAAGCCUGCACACAUUUGCAGUAAUAGAGCAUCAGGAAGAAUUACCACGAACAUUUGAUUCCCUAAUCUAAUCAGUAAUGUAAUCCUAAUAGCAACAAUACUUAGUUCAUAGUGUGUUCCCCUCUCUCCCAAAGCAUUUGGUUUACAUCAGUUCAAUUAUCCUUGUAAGGUAGGGUAGUAUUAUUAUCCUCAUCUUAUAUGGGGAGAGAUGAGGCUGAGGAUUACAUUAGGCAGCAAUGCAAGAGAUGUAUAGAUAGUCCUCCAACACUUAAAAACAAAAAGCAUCAAUGACUUUCAGAUUCUGUGAAGGAGUAUCAGCAAAGGCUCACAAUGCUUGAGGAAUUAGUUCUUUGCAAAUCUAGAAUGAACUGUCCAGACCUGCAUAUUCUGGAUGUAAGUGUGAUUAGAAUAUGCAUCUUUAUUUUAUCAUUCCAAUUUUCCAUCUCUAUUCUCGGAUGUACUUCAUUUUGUAACGUAUGUGUUUAGGAACGCAUGCUUUAUGAGGUAAUACUUCAAGGGAAGCGUAGUCAGAACAAACAGAGACCAAAAAUAGACUGAUAUAUCUAUCCCAAGGAGAGAGCGGUUGGUUGACCGUUCUUCCUGCUGCCUUUUGCCUGUUCAAAAUUGCCUUACCCGAGCUGCUUUACUCCCUGUAGGCAUGUGGCUCUCGCACCUUUUUGCCCUUCCCCAAAUGAAUGGAGGGCAUAGCCUUGCUUCUAGACCCCCACAUUUCUCCCCCCAGUUCACUGGAGUCCCUAAUGUAGGGGCUGGCUAAGCCGUUUCCUUAUUUUUAUGAAUGGACUGCAGAGAUGAAUGUUCCGCUUCAUGACUUUAUCCUCAGAUCUACAGUAUGUUCAUGAGCUAGUUAAAAUUAAACUUAGCUAUCAAAAUGCUAAACCUGAUAGCUCAUUUAUCUUUCUGUCUCCCAACUCCAUGUUACAAUACAGCUGUGAUUGAUCUUGCGUCUUCAAGGUACUAUAUGGUAUAAAAACUAAGAGAAGAUUAAUUAAAAGCCGUCGCAUUCAGACAGGUUUUUAAAUAAGUUUUAGAUUUAAACAAUAUAUCAGCUGAAGCAGAAAGACUCUAAGCCCCAGAGCCUAUGACUCCAAAGUAUAUAUAUUUCUCUCUGUUUUGGGACAUCUGGAUAUCCUUGCUCACGACUGGGCUAACUUCAAAGAUAUACAGAGUCAAAUGUUCUGGACUAACGCAGGGAAAUGUAUAUAUUGAUAUUUAAAAAUAAUCUUCAGAGCAGGGGUGCCUCUAGAAGUGACUGGACUUGCCAACAGCCUCUGAGGGCUUCUUUCUAUUGCAGCUUACCAUACAUCAAGCCUGCCUAGUGUAGGAUCACAGGGCACAUGAAAUCAUCUCAAAAAUUAUCCUCAACAUUCCCCCCACCCCCCGUGAAUGCUGCUGUCAUAUAUACUCUGAAUAUGUUAAUUUUUUUUUCUUGAGUGCCACGGGGGGAAAAGAAAUAGCAACAGGAUGGCAGUGGUUUUCAGAAAGACUGGGAUUUGGUUAAGGCAUUUAUUGGAUGGGCCAAUAAAGGGGGGAGAAAUUAAUUCAGCUCACAGAGCACUUCUCCUCAGACCAAUACAUGAACCAAACUGAACACUGUGAUGUGGUGCUCCACCCAAAAAAAUGCAUUGAAAAGCAUAUAUCUGGCAAAUGUGCAUAUCAGCGAUAACAGCAUGCAAAGAUGUAUUAUGCUGGGGUAGAUUGCUUGGGAAAAUGUGUAUAUCAAGAGAAAUGCAUGCAAAAUGCAUAUGAAUUCUCAUGCAGAUUUUUUAUUUUUUUUAUUUUUCCAAACUGAUCUUAACACUAGAAAAACGAGAAAGCGAGAGAAAGCAUUUGCAUGGUGUGUUUGUAUGGUUGGUAUGCAGGUGGCAAACUCCAUCUCAUAUGGAGUCAUAAAGGUGAUGUCAAGUGUGACAAUGGGUCUUCUUGUGGACACUCAACUGCUCAGAUCUCUCAUACAAGCUACGGGACAAGGAUAACUGUGACUUUAAAGAUGAAUGGGAACCCUUUACAAAGUAUUUGAAGAUGCAACAAAGUGAACUGGACUCCUUGGCUGGUUUUGAAUAAACAUUCACAAACUUUUUAUUGAUAAUUAUCAGCUAAAUAGUUUGAGGAUCUAUACAACUGUGCAACAUGCAGAAAACAGCAUUUUUAGAGAAAUCAAAGACUGGAACUGAGGGAAGUCAGGGGGUGGGAGGUGGGUUCUGUGGGGGGAGGGAGUGGGAGGGAGGAAAAAUGGGGGAAAAUAAGGAUGGUAAUAAGUUUUGUUUUAAUUUUGAAUAAAAAAGUAAUUACAAAAAAACCCAAACUGCUCAGAUCUCUGAUUCUCAUGACUUUCAAUUCUUCUCACUUUUGAUAAAAAAUGCAGAUCGCUACGGUUGGCCCAAGAUAUUUUGCUGCUUGAAAUGCUGCUUGAAAUGCCCCUCCCAUUCCAAGUGCAAAAGUCAGGUGAAUCUCAUGCUAGCAUGGUGACAGGACAGCAUCCAGGAUUGCACGUGGGGCAGGAGGCUAGCUUAGGGGACACAUGGCAGGUGCCACGCCACACACAGCUCUGUUGUCCAAUACCUUGCAGCCACCCACUGCGGGCUUUCCUUAGCAGCAGGGCCACUGCGGCAUCUACAGGUGUGCUAAUCAUGGUGUUGAUGCAGGAAGAUGGGGACAGGGUGGUUGUGCCUGAUCUAGACCUGAUGCUGUCACUGGACAGAAAUGAGAUUGGCUCAUACCCCUUCUCUGCCUUUGGAACAUCCAAUUUUGGAUCUUCCCAUGGGCAGGGAUUCCACCAGUGGCCUUCCUUCAUCCCACACAUCUGAUGGCCAGCAGGAGGCUGUUUUAGCUAGAAAGUUGGGUGGUGAGACACCUCCCCUCAUUCCAACUUGGUGUGAGGGUGGUGGUGGAUUGCUGUUAAAAAUCCAAAGACCUAAAACUAAGAUGAAAAGGGGCAUUCAAUUGAUAUUAUUUUACUUCCCUCCUCAAAUCCAUCUGAGAAGUACACAGGAUGUGGUCAAAGAAAAAAGUUUGUCCCAUAUUCCCAUCAACCAAAUGUUUUUGGCUGAUGAUACACAAAGUCUAAUGGUAAAGCUUGCUUUGAAUGUGUUUUGGAGAGCUUCUGUAUGGUCUUCCAGCAUUGCACAUGAUAUUCAUUGGUAUGGCUUUUCCACACAUGACUAUCCUUGCUGGCCCACUUAAGAUUUCACCUGGGCAACAGUCUGCAGAAAUCUAGGACUGUUUGGUACACUUAGAAAAUAAGGAGUUAAAAACAAACUAUCUUACAACCAUGACUAUAUAGCACAGUAAAUUUUUGGUUUCAAUAGUUAUACAGGAAAAAGUAAUCUGAUUGGUGUAACAGCAGUGCGAUGGGAACAUUUUCCCCUUUUAUAUUGCUAUUAGAGGCACAGAGGCUGGAUCUUAUAUUGAAUAUUGCUAACAAUAACUGGGGGGGGGCACUGUCUAUGAAUACUCCUGGCUACGUCUGCUGAGCACAUUUCAAACACAAGGAGUUGAAAAAUAAAAUUGCAGGAUUGUACAGGGUCUAACAAAAUUCAUUUCACUGAAAACUGUAGGGACAGUUCCGUCCUCAGCCUGAUCAGAUUCUGCACAGCUGUAUAAAUGUGCAAAUUUUCCAGAAAAAUCAAAAUUUGUCAAUUUCGUCAAAUUAGACACUUUUCAUGCUGUGUGAUCUAUUUCCUGACACCAGUAAUUAACUCUUUAUAUUAGCUCACCAAGUUGCUUUUGUUCAGCACUUAUCCUGACUCCCUAGUCUUGCCUCUAAACUAAAGGUUAUCUGCCUGGGAUAUGUCAGGCACUGGUUGCUGAUGAUGUUUUGCCACAUUGUAAAUGGGAUGUUCUCAGAACUAAUUUGAAUUUCAAUCAUACGGCAAAAAGGACAUCUCCUUUCUGCCCUAUUGUCACUUGACUCUACACAGGUGAAUUAAUGCCAGACUCAUUUAAUUUUCCUUGGCUGGGUUCCGAUAACUCAAGGCACCCACACUGAGUAAUCUCCCAUGGCAGAAAAAAAGCAAUCAGUGACUAAGGUUUUGGUGUUUUUUUUAGUGUCGUCUCUUAACCUUCAGUAAGCUGAUGAGAGAGAGGAGUCCACCCCCUCGUGACAGAGUGAGUCAUCACAGGACAACACAUAGAGUUUCAACUGUACCUGGAUCAGAAAUACCAUUAGCACACCAAUAAGAACACCAAG